This is a messenger RNA of Neltuma alba, 2403 nucleotides long. RefSeq lists its product as uncharacterized. The record is from RefSeq and is a predicted model, not a curated record. The coding region runs from base 1 to 2403 and encodes 800 amino acids. Lineage: Eukaryota; Viridiplantae; Streptophyta; Magnoliopsida; Fabales; Fabaceae. The transcript has a single exon.
AUGGCCGAUAACACACGUAUGAAGGAACUGCAGAAUGAUAUGAAAAAGAUGAACGACUUUACAGAGAGUACCAAGGGGCGACUUGAUCGUAUAGAGGAACGGUUCGACCAAACUGAUGCGAGAUUUGAUCAAAUAGAAGGACGCUUCAAUCAAUUGGAGGCGAUGCUGCAGUCGGUAGUUAGGGCGGUGUCUGGUCUAUCGACGCGUCCUGAAGCGAUACCAGAAGUCUCUUUCUCGGGGACGUCAGAACAAACCGGAAACUACAACACACCGUACCAUAAGACGCUGAAGUUGGAUUUCCCGAGGUUUGAUGGCCAUGACGCACUGAACUGGAUAUAUAGAGCUGAACAGUAUUUUAAAUACUUUGGUGUACCGGACCCACAACGCCUGGUGAUCGCCUCUGUUCAUAUGGAUGGUGACGUUCUUCCGUGGUACCAAAUGUUAGAAAAGGCUGGACGAGUGCCCGAUUGGGCAGCAUUGGUGAAGGCAAUCGAGCUACAGUAUGGACCAUCUAAGUUUGACUGUGCCAGAUCACAGUUAUUUAAGCUCACUCAAGCAGAGGUUAGCGGUGUACUGGAGGCGUAUAACUCCAAGUUCAUGACGUUGGCUAACCGAACUGAAGACAUACCGGAGGCAGCGUUGCUAGACUGCUAUUUGGGUGGUUUAAAUCCAGACCUGAAGAGGAAUGUGUUAGUCCAACGUCCUACGAAUGUGCUAAGUGCUAUGGCUUUAGCACGAUUAUUCGCAGAUGCCACCGGCUCAGGGAUUUCUGUUCCAGCGACCGAGUCAAAAUCGCGGCCCCACACCUCGACAGGCACCAUGAUGUCUCCGAAGGCCAUAAUACCGUAUUCAGGGCCCCAUACCAACGCUGCCACUUCACAGACUAGUGGAAGUAAAGCUAACCUACCGCCGUUAUUGCCUAAACCGAAUAUACCGCCCAUUAAAAGGAUGACCGCGGCGGAGAUGCAGGUUAGACGCGAGAAGGGCCUUUGCUACACCUGUGACGCCAAAUUCUCGCCAGCUCAUCGGUGCCCCAAUAGACAGUUGAUGAUGCUUCUUCAUGACGAUGACGAGGACGUUCCCGGCAUAGAAGAGGUCGAGUUAAAAGAACCAGAGAUGACGAUACACCAUUUAUCUCUCCAUGCACUGAGAGGCACACAGGGGCCAGCCACCAUCCGGUUUAAUGGAGAAAUUGAGGGAACAAAAGUGCAGAUUCUGUUGGAUGGGGGGAGUUCGGACAAUUUCUUACACCCCAGGAUUGUGCGUCAUUUAAAAAUUCCAGUAGAACUGACACCGGAAGUUAAAGUUCUGGGAGGAACCGGACGCAUUUUGACUAGCUCUGAAUUGGUGAAUGACACCCCUGUUCAAAUCAAUGGGCAUAUUUUACACAUGUCCUGUUUUGUUCUUCCUGUGGCCGGAGUUGACAUGGUAAUUGGUGCAGAUUGGUUAGAGACAUUGGGCCCACAUGUGGCAGACUAUAGUACUUCCACAAUCAAAUUUCUACUGGGGGAUCAGUUCAUUACGUUGAAAGGAUACAGAGGGCCCGUUGCGAACCAAGCCCAAUGUCAUCAUUUGAUUAGAUUAACUAAUACAGAAGCCAUUGCAGAAUUGUACAUGCUACACCCGAUAAUGGAUGAACCUCCUCUGGAAACAAUACCCAGUGACAUGAAGGAGGUAAUAGCAAAAUAUAGCGAUGUAUUUGCAGUUCCGCAUGGUCUCCCACCUGAACGAAGCCGUGAGCAUAGCAUCGAUUUACUCCCUGGAACUGGCCCUGUAAAAGUGAGACCAUACCGAUAUCCAGUGAGCCAGAAAGAUGAGAUUGAGAGGAUGGUUGAUGAAUUACUAUCUGAAGGACUAAUUCAACCGAGCGUCAGCCCGUUCUCAGCACCGGUCAUACUGGUCAAAAAGAAAGAUGGCACUUGGCGUUUCUGUGUUGACUACCGUGCACUAAACUCAGUCACAGUGAAGGAUGCCUUCCCUAUGCCUACAGUCGACGAAUUAUUGGAUGAACUCCAUGGGUCAAAUUUUUAUUCCAAGCUGGAUCUACGGUCUGGGUAUCACCAAAUUCUGAUGAAAGCAACUGACAGAGAGAAAACGGCGUUUAGAACUCACCUCGGCCUCUACGAAUGGUUGGUCAUGCCAUUCGGUUUAACCAAUGCACCGGCCACCUUUCAGGCAUUGAUGAACACUAUAUUCCGACCAUUCCUCCGUCGAUUUGUUCUGAUUUUUUUUGAUGAUAUACUCAUUUAUAGUGACUCUUGGGAAUCGCAUUUACGACAUGUAGAGUUAGUCUUGCAGUCUCUAGCUCAAAACCGGUUAUUCGCUAAGAUGAGCAAGUGUUCCUUCGGGCGCCGUCGGAUAGAUAGAAUAUUUGGGGCAUAUAAUUUCACAGGUAGGGGUUGA